AUGGCUGGUCCAUCAAAGAUCAUUUAUGAUAAGUCUAGUGGCCAAAUGCAUAUCUGCGGUUUUAAAUGCGCAUCUCCGUUUGACGAACCUCAACAGUGGGGUGAUAUUAACUACUUCCAAUACGGACUCAUCCAACCCUCCGAUAGCCGAUUCGACUGCAUGUGGGAAGGAACACCACCCGAAACGGCGGAUUGGAUCGAACAUGUCAACGGCUGGAUGUGGUGA
Molecule: messenger RNA, 225 nt
Organism: Penicillium verhagenii
Lineage: Eukaryota; Fungi; Ascomycota; Eurotiomycetes; Eurotiales; Aspergillaceae
Exons: 2
Coding region: 1-225 (74 amino acids)
Source: RefSeq, a predicted model, not a curated record